AUGAAUGAUCUCUCAAUGCAAACGCUCACUAAGCAAAAAUGCCAGUGCAUCAUCUGCCAACGCUCCGACGCGCUAAUUCGACAAGACGACAAAAUGAAGACUACAAAGAUCUGUGUGAUGGUCUUAAAAGCUCUUCAAGAACUGAACCCAACACAAGAAUAUUUCUCAUUGAAGGAAGACAUCUUCAAGUUCAUUAAAGCACACUGGCACAUCUUGUCUUUCAUUAAGCCAUUCACUUCACAAAAGUGGAGAAAAGCUAUUUUGGACGCGUUCAACCACUGCACUUCAAUUCAAUCGGGAAAGGGAAUCUGUAAGAGCAGAGGAUUCUAUAAACUCAAAAGCAGUGAAAACUCAAAGGAAAGUUCCGUCGAAGCACCUCAGUACAAAAACGAACUCAUUAGCUCGGCUAUUAUACUUCAAAAAAGUCUUGAAGAAAACGUUAGAGUCUUGUCUAAUGCUCAGAUGAACUUCUUUGUUUGUCAAAGAGUCGAUGUGAACUAUCACAUCAACAGCUUGAUGUCUUCGAUAUUCAAAACACAAAAGUUCAUCGAGUUCGCUUGCAAUUUGUAA
Entamoeba invadens IP1 is the source of this 570-nucleotide messenger RNA. RefSeq lists its product as hypothetical. The coding region runs from base 1 to 570 and encodes 189 amino acids. The transcript has a single exon. Lineage: Eukaryota; Evosea; Mastigamoebida; Endamoebidae. The record is from RefSeq and is a predicted model, not a curated record.